Entelurus aequoreus (snake pipefish) is the source of this 1868-nucleotide messenger RNA. RefSeq names its product E3 ubiquitin-protein ligase TRIM33-like. NCBI's taxonomy places the organism in Eukaryota, Metazoa, Chordata, Actinopteri, Syngnathiformes, Syngnathidae. Gene Ontology annotation, molecular function: protein binding. The record is from RefSeq and is a predicted model, not a curated record. Bases 1 to 1137 code for a protein of 378 amino acids. The transcript has 9 exons.
AUGAGUCGGUCCACAGACGUGUUCGUCAACUUAAGUCUUUCCAACGCACAUACGCCAGCACGACCCUCCAGCACGUCCAGCACAGGCAGCAGAGGCAGUGGUAGCUCUGCAGGGAGAACGGCGUCAGGGGCGGCGGCUGGAGUGCGGGUCAAACAGGAGCCCGGUACGGAAGACAACUAUGGCUGUCCUGGUUCGUCCAUGAAGGCGGAGCUAGACGCAAACGGCGGGAGGAGCGCCUGCAUGAUAAGCGGUGCUGAGAACACAGCCAAAGGGGGUGGCAUCAAAGCAGAGCCUCUGUCUGAGAACUCUUGUCCUGGGCUUAACCGCUGCGGUGCUGCCCCCUCAUCCUCCUCCGCUUUGUGCACACAGCUCACCAACGGCAACGCGGCCAAAAGCAAAGAGGACGACCCCAACGAGGACUGGUGCGCCGUUUGCAUCAACGGCGGCGACCUGCUGUGCUGCGACCGCUGUCCCAAAGUGUUCCACAUGAAAUGUCACGUGCCCACCAUCAAGAUCUUCCCCAAGGGGGAUUUUCUCUGCACAUUCUGCCGGAGCAUAUCGAGUCCGGAGAUAGAGUACUGUGACGACAGCAAGAGAGUCAAAAGUGAUAAAGUCCUCAAUCUCGAGGACCAGAGGCGGUGUGAGCGCCUCCUGCUGUACAUCUUCUGUCACGAGCUCAGCGUGGGCUUCAGGGAGCCCGUCCCCAGCUCUGUGCCAAACUACUACCGAAUCAUCAAGAACCCCAUGGACCUGACUAAGGUGAAGAGAAAGCUGCAGCUGCGCAGCUCCCAGGACUACAGCACCAUCCAGGAUUUUGUGUCUGACAUGCGCUUGGUCUUCAAAAACUGUGCAAAGUACAACGAGAUGUCUCGAAUAAUCCGGGUUUACGAUGACGACAAACCCAUUAAUACACAGGAGGGAUCAGAGAUGGCCAUCUCGGGCAAGGCGGUGGGCCUGUACUUUGAGGAGAAGCUGCAGGAGAUCUUCCCCGGACAGAACUUCCCCGUCACGGCUGACGACGACAUCCCCGAGACGCAGGAGCGGCAGGCGGACGAAACUGAGGACUCCGAGGACGAGUUUAUCCAGCCGCGACGCAAACGAUUGAAAACGGACGAGAAGUUGGUCCACAUCAAGUGAGGACGGACGAGGCGAGGGGGUGGAGGAAAAGAAAACUGUUUUCCUCACAUCCCCCCUUUUGUGACAAAAAGGACAAACAGCCUGGAGUGGUUUACUGGCAUUUGUAAAAAAAUACUACUAAUAAAAAAAGACUCAGCAGUUUCAUAAAGCUUUCACAACUUGGCUUGUUGGAAGAUUUGAAGUGGAUUAUUUUACAGCAACAAGGACUUCCUUCUUUUCAUCCGUACAUGACAGCAUUGGCGUCAUGACCCAGCGUGUAAGGUACAGUGUUUAGUUUUUAGGACCAGGGGGAUCCUGUGGAGUGUGUGACCUGAUGAAACAAACACCGUGUGCAUAAGAGAUGAAAAUAUUCCUGCAGUGUUCCUCAUUGGGUGCAUCCUCAAAAAAAUGCUGUUUUAAAAUAUAUUAAAAGAAAAUAUAUGUCGUGGAGUCGUAUAUAACUCAAUGUGUGCUAUGUCCAGCCAAUUGACUGGUAUUGUCUAAGAUGCUUUUCUUGAUUGUUUUCAAGCUGCUGGGCCUCCUUUGAAGUCUCCUUGGUCCCUUCCACUGUAAACUACUACUGUUAGAACAUUCAAAUGUUUUACAAGUUACAUUUUUAUCUGGUUCCUGUAUAUGACUGCCAGAUAUUUUUUUCUUUUAUUUUGCUUUCUUGUAUUCGCUGGGCUACUGAUUGUUUUCAUCUUUAAUGGCCCCUCUACAUAUGACGUGAGAAGAAACAAUACAGCACCAUA